GUGUGUGUGUGUGUGUGUGUGUACUAUAGUGUGUAACACACUGACGGUGCGCCGGUGCCGCGUCAUGGCGGGAGUCGGGCUCGGGGGUUCGGACCAGGAGCGGAGAGCUGGGGAGGAAAGUGAAAGUGAAAAUCCAGCGGAGAGAAAAGAGGGAGAAGAGAAAGAAGAAGAGAGAGAAGAAGAGAGAGACCAGGGAGAGGAGAGAGAGGAGGAUCGGAGGGACUGGAGCCUCGACAAUCACUGGGGCUUCGGUUUAGAGGGAAUAUUCGGUCUCGCGCUUAAGUUUUUUAAAGAGAUGAACGGCAAGGCUUUCCACCCGACAUAUGAAGAAAACCUGCUGUUCGUUGCGCUUCAGAAACAAAUUUUCCUCGGUCCUUAUAAUCCAAAGGUUUGUCCUGAGAUCGGGUUCUUCGAUGUUCUUGGAAAUGACAGAAGGAAAAAAUGGGCAGAGCUGGGCAGCACGGCUAAAGAGGAUGCCAUGAAGGAGUUUGUGAAGCUUCUGAACUCCUGCUGUAGUCGCUUUUCUCCCUACGUCACGUCUCAUAAGAUCGAGAAGGAGGAACACGAGAGGAGAUUAAAAGAGGAAGAGGAGCGUCUCAGGGCGGAAAGAGAAGAGCGACAAAAGCAAGAAGAAGAGGAGAGGAGGAGACAGGAGGCUGAACGUUCACAAAGCAUCCAGCAGAAGCAACAAGCCACGGUUGCUCUGAAUGUAUCGCCACCGUUUCGGCAGAAUGCACAGACCCCGAGCACUAAAAGCUCAGAACAUCAGCCUCCAGAGCAGCAUUCUCCAGAGAGCCCACAGCGAGCCCACCACACACACCCAGUCAAACAGCAGGACACGGCUGACGCACCAUCCCCAGAUUCAAAUGACGUGUCGUCAGUAACCGAUCCCAUCAGCCCGUCCGAGUCGUCGUGGAAGAUAAAGUCUGAAGGAAACCCCAAACAAUAUCAUCUGUUCAUAGAAAGCAAUUCAGGAGACUUACCCAUCAUGGCUCCGUCCAUGUGGACGACGUCUCAGGUGAACGAAUUUAAGCAGAAGACGCAGCAGGACGCGGAGUCCGUGGUCACAGUCGGGAGGGGCGAGGUGCUAACCGUGCACAUCCCGACUCGCGACGAUGGCUCGACCUUCUUCUGGGAGUUCGCCACGGAUUCCUACGACAUCGCCUUUGGCUUGUACUUCGAGUGGCCGAGCUCAGUAAAUGGUGCGAGAGCUGAGUCUGUAUCUGAAGCCCAACAGGCAGGCGUGGCUGAAGAGGCGAAUCGAACGUCCGAGAAGAAAACCAGACAAAGCGUCGCCCCUCGGGUUAGCGAGGUGGUGCCACUCUUCCGUGGGGACAGUCACGAGAACGUCUACGCAGGCAGUCACCAGUACCCAAGUCAUGGAGUUUACCUGCUCAGAUUCGACAACUCUUAUUCACUCUGGAGGUCAAAGGUCGUGUAUUACAGAGUCUACUACACCAGAUAGACUAAUUACAGACACACCUAGAUCUCACAAAGUUCGGGCUUUUUAAACUCCUCACACACAACAUCAUAAAGUUUCUAAAGAAGUUAGAGUGGUUAGACAAACAGCACAGUGUGUGUAGACCGGCCUAAUCCCUGCUUAUCUUUCAGAUGAAAAGAAGGAGAGACAGAAGGCUGGGGCAAAGUCCAGUGCUGCUUGGUUUACUAGAGGUUAAACAGAUCAGAAAUAAGCAUUAAACAUGACAAACAAGAAGGCAGCAAAAUACUUCUAGAUAUUAUUAAAAUGUUUAUUUGAAAAAUUAUGGAAGUGAAAAUACUACAGAUUUCAUUAUUACACUAGGGUUGUGUUGAGCUCUAAAGAAAUCCAGUGCAGUAGAAAAUUACAGCACUGUGCAAAAGUCUUGACCCCCACCUCAUCUCUUCAUACUUUGCAUUCAGACUCAUAGCUUGAGCCAGACUUUCUUGUAUUUUAAGUGCAGCCUCGAGGAAAAGUUCUCCAGGCUUUUUGUCUCUCAUCAUAUUCACUCCAGUCGCUGUACCUGAGCAGUCCAGAGGAAUGUUCUUUGUUUGUUAACUCACACAGUGAUCUGUGAAUCAUUCAAGUGUAAAAAACAUCUACAUUACGUCCUGACCCAGUGAGAAACAGGAGCAGAUGAUGAGAGAUGAUCAGGAGGUGAUUAGUAACUGAUGAUGGUUGGAACAGACGAGAGGGGAAAUGAGGUCGCUGCUUACUAUACAUAAACAACCGAUUUUUAAAUCGUAUCUUUAGGCCCUGUUCCAGAUUCUUCACUUUAAUCUACAACAUUUAAUUUUAUUUAAUAUGAAGCAAUGAGUGCUCGAGACUUUUACACAGUACUGCAUGUCAAAAGCUAAAAAAAAUGAAAUUGUGCUAAACUAUACCAUACUAUAAACGUGAGUAAACCACACUGCCUUGAAAGUUGUACAUGUAUUAUUCCCAUUAUUUAAAUAAUGAAUUUUUGAGAACAUUUGAGAUUCCAUUUACACCUAGAUACGUUCUCUCCAGAACGUUGUCCUGACAGCUCCUUGGACUUCAUGAUGCUGUUUGUUAAGCUGUGUUCUCUUAUAAACUCUGGGGUCUUCCAGUAACAAGUGAAUUUCUACUGCAGUCAUGUGACACUUUACUUAAACUCCAUUAUUUACCUUUAAGUCUUCCAAAACAGUAUUGGUGCUGAUUAGAUUUAUUUUUAUGUAAUACAUAUAAUACAGACAAUGUGAGUGACCAAAGAAGCUGAUAUUAAAGUUUAUGCAACAUGGAAGGGAUCAAUCUCACUUCCCAAAAAUGUCAAGUUCAUAAC
Molecule: messenger RNA, 2777 nt
Organism: Clarias gariepinus (North African catfish)
Lineage: Eukaryota; Metazoa; Chordata; Actinopteri; Siluriformes; Clariidae
Exons: 8
Coding region: 65-1465 (466 amino acids)
Cellular component (GO): Golgi membrane
Molecular function (GO): fatty-acyl-CoA binding
Source: RefSeq, a predicted model, not a curated record